AUGGGACUCAGAGAUAAAUUUAGCCGUGGCUGUAUAUGUGAUCUUAAACAUGAGGAUAAGGCCUCCGUAGCCGGCGGCGGCCGAGGAGGGGGAGUAGGAGGAGCAUCUCUCGGCGGCCCGUCCCGGCGUCCCCCGCGGCCCGUCCCGGCAUCCUCCGCGCCCCGUCCCGGCAUCCCCCGCGCCCGGCCCGGCGUAGCAGCAGCAAUGGCGGCCGCGCGGAUCGCGUUAUGCCAGCCGUUGGCAGUGCGCGCCCCGCUGCGCCUCAGCGCCCCCCGGGCCUCCUACAGCGCCAUGGCCCACGUUGAAAAAAUGAGAGAAAAGGAGAGACUGAUGAAAAAAAAGCCAAGGAGAGAGGCUGUGGCUCCUAGAACAGAGAAGAUGGCCCCAGAUCAGGAUUGGAGUAGUGUUUAUCCCACCGCGGCUCCAUUCAAACCCUCUGCUGUGCCUCUUCCCAUUCGGAUGGGUUAUCCCAAGAAAAAAGGUGUGCCCUUGGCCAAAGAGGGAAAUCUAGAGCUCCUAAAGGUCCCCAAUUUUUUGCAUUUGACUCCGGUGGCAAUUAAAAAGCAUUGCGAAGUUCUUAAAGAUUUCUGCACCGAGUGGCCAGCCGCCCUGGACACCGAUGAAAAAUGCGAGGAACAUUUUCCGGUUGAGAUCGAGACGGCCGACUACGUCUCCGCUGGGCCGUCUCUCCGGAAUCCGAAAGCGAGAGUUGUCACCCUGAAGGUAAAACUGGCCACACUGAACUUGGAUGAUCAUGCAAAGAAGAAACUUAUUAAACUUGUCGGAGAGCGCUACUGCAAGAACACAGAUCUACUUACCAUCACAACAGACAGAUGUCCUCUGAGGAGACAGAAUUACGACCAUGCAGUGUAUCUACUAACAGUUCUGUACCACGAAUCUUGGAAAACGGAGGCGUGGGAGAAGGAGAAGACCGAAGACGACGCGGAAGAGUACGCCUGGGAAGACAGCCGCUCCGAGAAAAACAUCCUGGACACCCUCCUGCGGAUCGGAGCCUCCGGGGAAAGGGCCAGCGCCACUCGGGAAGAGCUGCUCGCCUCCGAAGAAGUCGGGGGCUACAGGCGGGCGGUCGUGGCUCUUAAAAACGACGGGGAGUCGGACCGCAACCUCUUGCAGUACAAAGAGGCAGUAAAGAAGCUGCUAAAUUUGAGCGGGUGAUGUGGGAGGGCGGCCCAAAGCCCCCCCAUUUUAGUCGGGUCGCUCGGCACGCGCGUCUGCGGAUGGCCGUUCAAUUCAGGUGAAAGCCGAAAUAAAAGGGCCUCAUCCGGAGCCCAAUCUUUCCCA
This is a messenger RNA of Tachyglossus aculeatus (Australian echidna), 1302 nucleotides long. It is a transcript of the gene MRPS35, whose product is annotated as mitochondrial ribosomal protein S35. Gene Ontology annotation, biological process: mitochondrial translation. Gene Ontology annotation, cellular component: mitochondrial small ribosomal subunit. The coding region runs from base 1 to 1176 and encodes 391 amino acids. The transcript is spliced from 9 exons. Gene Ontology annotation, molecular function: structural constituent of ribosome. The record is from RefSeq and is a predicted model, not a curated record. Lineage: Eukaryota; Metazoa; Chordata; Mammalia; Monotremata; Tachyglossidae.